GGGCGUCAGCGGCGGCGCCAUUUUGCGAACGGCGAGCAGCGGCGGCGGCGCGGAGAGUGCUGCGGAGGUUUUGCUGGUUUCGGACCCCAGCGGCCGGAUGGUGAAAUCCUCCCUGCAGCGGAUUCUCAACAGCCACUGCUUCGCCAGAGAGAAGGAAGGGGAUAAACGCAGCGCCACGCUCCACGCCAGCCGCACCAUGCCGCUUCUUAGUCAGUACAGCCGCGGCGGCUGCAGCAGCGAAAGUUCUAGGGUCGCCCUCCAUUGCUGUAGUAACCUGGGUCCGGGGCCUCGGUGGUGCUCCUGAUGUCCCUCACCCACCCCUGAAGAUCCCAGGUGGGCGAGGGAACAGUCAGCGGGAUCACAGUCUUUCAGCUAGCGUCCUCUACUCUGACGAGCGGCUGAAUGUGACAGAGGAGCCAACGUCUAACGACAAGACCAGGGUCCUGAGCAUCCAGUCCACACUCACGGAGACCAAGCAGGUCACCUGGAGGGCAGUGUGGAACGGUGGUGGCCUCUACAUCGAGCUCCCGGCUGGGCCCCUGCCUGAGGGCAGCAAGGACAGUUUCACAGCUCUUCUGGAGUUCGCAGAGGAGCAGCUCCGGGCCGACCAUGUUUUCAUCUGCUUCCCCAAGAACCGUGAGGACAGAGCCACCCUGCUCCGAACCUUCAGCUUUCUUGGCUUUGAGAUUGUGAGACCCGGGCAUCCCCUCGUCCCCAAGAGACCCGAUGCUUGCUUCAUGGUCUACACGCUGGAGAGAGAGGACCCGGGCGAGGAAGACUAGGUGCCAGCCCUGCCCAGUGUCCCUGUGCUCUCUCCCGGGUUUGUCCACAUGUCGUGAUUGUGCAGAAUAAACACUCACUCCACUAGUGGGGUGCUUCUUUGAACUGAAUGCUGUGUUUGUCACACUCAAGUGUUGGCUUUAAUUCUAAAUAAAGGUUUCUAUUUUACUUUUUUUAUUGAUGUUUAAGGUGAUCAGGUGCCCUGUGCUAGAGCAGCCUUCUUUGAAUCCUGGCAGAAAUAGAUAAAAGUGUCACCUCCCUGACUCAAAUCCAAUAAAGUGAUCUCGCUCA
Molecule: messenger RNA, 1071 nt
Organism: Microtus ochrogaster (prairie vole)
Lineage: Eukaryota; Metazoa; Chordata; Mammalia; Rodentia; Cricetidae
Gene: Oaz1
Product: ornithine decarboxylase antizyme 1
Biological process (GO): positive regulation of protein catabolic process
Cellular component (GO): cytoplasm; nucleus
Molecular function (GO): ornithine decarboxylase inhibitor activity
Source: RefSeq, marked reviewed